Molecule: messenger RNA, 3924 nt
Organism: Sinocyclocheilus grahami
Lineage: Eukaryota; Metazoa; Chordata; Actinopteri; Cypriniformes; Cyprinidae
Product: forkhead box protein P4-like
Exons: 16
Coding region: 102-1922 (606 amino acids)
Biological process (GO): regulation of transcription by RNA polymerase II
Cellular component (GO): nucleus
Molecular function (GO): RNA polymerase II cis-regulatory region sequence-specific DNA binding; DNA-binding transcription repressor activity, RNA polymerase II-specific
Source: RefSeq, a predicted model, not a curated record
CCCUCCAGGCAGCACGCCAGUUCAUCCUCCAGCAGGCCACAGGACUCAACUCCCCCAGCAGCAACGAGAUCAAACAGAGCCCUGUGCAGGUGCCGGUAUCCAUGGCGAUGAUGACCCCACAGAUGAUAACUCCUCAGCAGAUGCAGCAGAUCCUCUCUCCACCUCAGCUCCAAGCUUUACUCCAACAGCAACAAGCCCUUAUGCUGCAACAGCUGCAGGAGUACUACAAGAAGCAACAGGAGCAGUUGCACCUACAGCUCCUUACCCAACAACAGCAAGCAGGGAAGCAGGCCAAAGAGCAGCAGCAGUUGGGGAAUAAACAGCUGGCUUUCCAGCAGCAGCUGAUCCAGAUGCAACAACUACAGCAGCAACACAUUCUAAAUCUACAAAGACAGGGCCUGGUGAACCUACAGCCGGGCCAAGGAGCAGUACCCAUUCAGAGCCUGCAGCAAGCCAUGUGCCCCACUGACCUGCAGCAGUUGUGGAAGGACGUGGCCGGUGUUCAGAGCACAGAGGAGGUCAUGAAACAUGAGGGCCUCGAUCUGACCACCAACAGCUCCAACACUACCUCAUACUCGGCCUCCAAGGUCUCACCUCAGAUCCCCCAUCAUACUUUGCCAAAUGGACAGAACUCUGUGCACACUCCAAAGAGAGACAGAGCAAGACUCUUUGAGUGGAUCUCCUCCUUCACCAAGGAGUCCAGUGAUGAGCAUCUCAUGCCUUAUUCCAAAGGCGCUCUCCUGCAGAGCACCCACUCGACUCAUGAGGAACACACGGCCUCUCACCCGCUCUAUGGACACGGCGAAUGCAAGUGGCCUGGCUGCGAAGCGCUGUGCGAGGACAUGGGCCAGUUCAUCAAGCACCUGAACAGUGAACACGCCCUGGAUGAUCGCAGUACGGCCCAGUGCAGGGUCCAGAUGCAGGUCGUUCAACAGCUGGAGAUACAGUUGGCCAAAGAGAGCGAGCGUCUGCAGGCCAUGAUGGCCCACCUGCACAUGCGUCCGUCAGAGCCAAAGCAUUUCAACCAACCUCUGAACCUGGCCUCUAGCAUGUCGCUGUCAAAACGAGAAAGUGAGGGGUUUCCUGAGGGCUUGCCUCAUCCCCCCACCUCUGCCGCAACUCCCAUCACCCCCAUGAGGCAGGGACCCUCCGUCAUCAGCUCCUCUAGCCUGCACGGAGUCGGGCAUAUCCGUCGGCGCAACUCCGACAAGUUCUGCACCCCUAUCGCUUCAGAACUUGCACAGAAUUGUGAAUUCUACAAAAACGCUGAUGUCAGGCCUCCAUUCACCUACGCCUCCCUCAUACGACACGCCAUUCUGGAAACCUCUGACCGACAGCUGACUCUAAAUGAGAUCUAUAACUGGUUUACACGAAUGUUUGCCUAUUUCAGGAGAAACACCGCAACAUGGAAGAAUGCGGUGCGCCAUAACCUGAGUCUGCACAAGUGCUUUGUGCGGGUCGAGAACGUCAAGGGUGCUGUUUGGACCGUGGACGAAGUGGAGUACCAAAAGAGGAGACCACCAAAGAUGACCGGAAGUCCCACUCUCGUGAAGAAUAUGAUUUCUGGGCUGGGAUUUGGCUCUCUGAAUGCCAGCUAUCAGGCUGCACUUGCGGAGAGCAGUCUUGGUCUUCUGAACAGCCCCACCCUGAUGAACAACAGCACAGGUGCGAGCCUCAACAUGCUGCACAUUGGCCACGAUGAUGUCAGCAGCACUGUUGAACAAGUCAACAGUAACGGCAGCUGCAGCCCUGGACUUUCUCCACAGCAGUACGGACACCAAGUCCAUGUGAAGGAGGAGCCAGCUGAGAUGGAGGAGGACAGCAGACCCAUGUCCCUUAUGGCAUCUGUCACUCAAAACCUGAGCAUGCCCGGUGAUGAGCGUGACAUGGAGGAGGAGCUUCCCACAGAGGAGCUGGAGUAGGAGGAAGGCUUGAUGGAGGCGGAGCUCACUGGCCCUGUCCCUCCCUCCCUCAUACACAAGAUGUUCAAGAUCAAGUGAGAAACAAAGAUUUAAAAAAAAUCAACUACAACUUCAAAAACCAAAACAGGGUUAGACCUCAUCAGUUCACAAUGCAAAAACACAUUUUCCCCCCUUAAUUUUUGUGUACCCUCAAAAAGGCCCUUUGAGCAGCUGUGCAUUGUGUCCUCCUGUAUUCUGAAACAUGGUCUGAUAGAAGUAUGGACCACUGUAUCUAAAGCUACUGAGGGAAACCUAACAUCAGUAUACAAGAUUAGUCUUUUUUUUUUUCUUUCCACAAGUCACUCAAGGUUUCUUUACUUUAAGUCUUUUUUUAGCUUUAAUUUUGAUGUUCUUUGGGCCUGAGAACACUGCUUUUCUAUGGGAUAAAUACACAGCGGUGAUUUACCUCAGAAAGAUGUUUGAAAAAAGGAAAAAGAUGACAAACACACAUCUUUAGAAUGACUUCUGAUUUCAACCGGAUUUUUGUACUCGUUCAAGGGGAUGCUGCAAGACUCAGUAACUUUGCGCUCACGCAGAUAAGUUCACCACUCACUACAAAGGCAAAGACUGAAAGAAAAUGAGCUGAAAGACUGGUGACGGCGUCCUUGGCCACCUGGCCAACCCCCUUUUUUUUUUUUUUGUCUCCCUUACAUGACUGGACUAGAGAAACGGGGGGCGCGUUCUGUCUCGAGGCAGUGUUAGCCUCCGAUUAAACGGCGGAUGCUUGCGCUGUCCCUAUCUUUAUCUGAUGGUAUCUGCAAGAAUCUGCCCAAACGUGUUUUUCCCCCUCGCUCUUUGUCAGACUAAACGUAGAAAAUGUUGCUACCCCCAAAAAAGGCAUAUUUCAGGAAAAGGAACUUUUUCGCUGUUGUUCUCCUGUGGUGCUGUUAUGACAGCCAGACUGACACGAGGCUUUUGGAGGACCGGCUCAGAGACUUUAUUGACUGUAUCGCUGAUUAUAAUAUGUGUGCAGUAGCUUUCGAUUUCGUUUUACUUUCAUAGUCAUUUAUUUCUAAAGGAUCAACAUUUUUCAUUGUGAUGUAAUUCAACUAUUAUGUCUUCUGUUAAUGAUUGUUUUGUUUUUUAAAUUCUCUCAUCAUUCCAAAAAGGGGUUACAUUUGGGAGAGAAGUUCCAAAAUCCUAUAUUCUACAAACUCAAGUCAAAAAAAGUUCCAAAUUUAUCCUAGCAUUGGAUCACGAGUAUUGAGGAUAGCACUUAGCAUUAAGUGAAAACUUCCGAAACAGAACCACAGAUGAAAUAUAAGGUGAAAUACCAACAAAACCACUCAAACAUUUCUAUAGCAGUGAGAAGCUGAAACUAAAGAGACAGAGGUGGAAUACACAUUGCAGGGCUCCCUGUAAGAUCCUGGAGAAAAGAAAAAAAAAGACUUCACAUGCACUCAUAUCUCUCUUAUUUUUUCACAAAUUUGCUUCAUUUGUUCAAUUAUUUAGAAAUUUUAGAUCUUAUUUUCCCAGAUUUGCGCCAUUUACUUUGUUCGUUUCAGAAUUUUCUGUAGUAGCCAAUUGAUAUCAGCUGCGAUACAAAAUAUUGCUUUAAGGUAAAAGAUAACAAGGUCACGGAAUACCUCAGACCACAGUGUUUGCCCCCUCACGCUGUUAUUACAAAGGGGAUUUGUACUGUGGCUAACCAACACGGUGACUCUCUCAUUAUCAGUUCAAAGUUCUAUAGUUACUAGAUAUAUAAAAGUUAUUUGCAAUUCACUGUGUGAGUAGAAAGUGUCUGAUUAGCAUGUGAGAUUUUGCUUUCGCUGAACUAUAAAAAAAAUUAUUUUCUCAGUUAGUGCCAUGCCAAAUUCCAAGUUUUAAUUUAAUAUAUGUUGCUUUUUUUAGUUUUUUCCCCAUUUUACUUUUGUUACAGGUAACCAAAGAGAUAUUUAGUAAACCAAAAACUCUUUUUUUUUAUUUAUCAUUUUCUUCUUCCUAAAGAACUGGCCAAAAGAAC